AUGGAGAAUGGAGAUUUUCCACUAGAGGUUGAGGCGCGGUGGUCGGCGGUCCUAUCUCCGACGAUUCUGGUUACCGAAGGAGCCGGUUUCAUUGGCUCUCACACUGUGGUUCAGCUUCUCAAUGAAGGCUUUAGGGUUUCGAUCAUCGACAAUCUUGAUAAUUCCGUCUCCGAAGCUGUUGAUAGGGUUCGUGAUUUGUUCGGCCCUAAGCGUUCUCAGAAUCUUGAAUUCCACCUGGGUGAUCUUAGGAAUAAGGACUUGGAGAAGCUCUUUUCUCAAACACAAUUUGAUGCUUUGAUCCAUUUUGCUGGCCUAAAAGCUGUUGGGGAGAGUGUUGCAAGCCUUAGCCGUUAUUUUGAUAACAAUUUGAUUGGCACUAUUAAUCUUUAUGAGGUUAUGGCAAAAUAUGAUUGCAAAAAGAUGGUUUUCUCAUCUUCUGCAACAGUUUAUGGUCAACCUGAAAAAAUGCCCUGUGUUGAGGAUUUCGAAUUGAAAGCUAUGAAUCCUUAUGGAAGGACCAAGUCUUUGCUUCCAGAUUAUCAGCGGCUUUCUCAUAGGUUGAAUACUUCAAAGCUUAUGAAAAUAGAGGUGAGUUCCUACACUUGAUUGUAUUUAAUAAUUUUGGAGAAACUCUAGUCUUGGUAACCUGCUACAUGAUGUGCCUUGUGAGUGGUGGCUAUGUCAAGUUGUGUACCUAUUUUGAUGAAAUUCGCUAUGAAUUCUUAUACUCAGCUCUGCUUUUCUGUUUUUGGCAUAAUGUUGCUUCUUGGAUUUUCGUUUCUCUGCCAUUCUUUUUCCUCUUAUUAUAAAGUACUUUAACCAAUGGAUAGGCAGAAUAUUUCCAAAAUAAACUGGUGGACACAAUGCAUUUUAUGGAGAUUCUAAUUUAAGACACUGUUGAAAAGGAUACCUUCUUCUGCAAGCUUCCAAAUUUAGUAGAGCAGCUUCCUCAUCCAAUUGUCCUGAAAAAGUUAGUUCCAUUAUUAGCUUCUGCACUUGAAUUUGGUUCAGCUGCUGCCCCUGCUUUGGCUGCCUUGUUGAAAAUGGGUUCUUGGCUUUCGACAGAAGAAUUCAGUUCCAAGGAGAUCAUGGGAGUUUACAGCAAAAAUGGUAUGAUCAGCUAUGCUGCAUACCGAAAGAUUUUUCCUAUGAGAAUAUUGUUGUCGAGUGUUGCAGGCACCCUAAAUAAUGUUACUUUUACCUUCUUUGGGGGUGUUUUUUUUUUUUUUUUUUUUUUUUUUUUUUAAUUAUU
Quercus lobata is the source of this 1252-nucleotide messenger RNA. Its product is annotated as bifunctional UDP-glucose 4-epimerase and UDP-xylose 4-epimerase 1-like. The record is from RefSeq and is a predicted model, not a curated record. NCBI's taxonomy places the organism in Eukaryota, Viridiplantae, Streptophyta, Magnoliopsida, Fagales, Fagaceae. Gene Ontology annotation, biological process: monosaccharide metabolic process. Gene Ontology annotation, cellular component: cytosol. Bases 1 to 606 code for a protein of 201 amino acids. The transcript is spliced from 8 exons. Gene Ontology annotation, molecular function: UDP-glucose 4-epimerase activity.